CUAACUGAAGUCCAUCCAGGAAGCGUUUUGCUGUAUACUUUCAGUUGCCAUCGAGAUAUCACGACGAGAAAGCAGUAAUGUGAUAGUUCUGUGAAAUACAAUAUGUCAGUUUUUAGAAAAAACUAAACACAUUUCGUAACUUUAAUCCAGAGUUUUUUUCGGAGUUUGUUUUCAUGGCAUAGUUAGACAAAUAGCCAUGUGUAUCGUCAACCUUGUUGCAGAAUGGGUCAAUAGUAUAUGCAGAAUAGAUGCAGAAUAAGCGUUGUUUUGGACCAUCUGUUGUCAAAUCCAACAACUGUGUGGUUUAAUUUACCACUGAACUCAUUUUAAAUAAUGUCGAAACUAGUGGGCACUGCGGGGGUCUCUGUGUUGGGCGACAAAUCUUUGGAGUUUUACCGAGAUCCAGUGGCUUUUUGUGAACAACGUAUUGAAAAGCAUGGGACACGGAUAUUUCAAUCAAGAAUUCUGAACAAACCAACUUCCUUCGUCUGUUCGGUGGAAGGGAUGAAGGAAUUACUUUGCGAGAAGUCAUCUGUGUUCCUGAAAGACCCCACUGAUGUAAUGCACAACAUGUAUGGAGACAACAUAGUGACUGCUAAUGGCGAGGAAGCCUGCUUGCUGCGUCUGUCUCUCACCAACCUUUUCACAGGAAAGUGUCUGGCCUCAGGCUCUGACCUCAUUAACAGUGUUUCUGAACAGUGCUUGAAGAACCUUUCUGCAACUGGGGAGCCUGUGUCGGUGUACCCUCUGUUUAAACGACUGGGAACAGAACUGGUGUUGGGGCUGUUCCUGAAUGUGAACCCAGAUGAGACACCAGAGCUUUUCCAGGAAAUUACAGCACUCUGUACCCUACACUGGCAUGGGAUCAUCUCAACUCCAAUCAGUGUGAAGGUUCCUCUGUGGUCCUCUGGCUUUUGCACAGCGCUGGAGGCUAAAGACAAGCUCAUGGACAUCAUUAAAGACAAGCUGGAGUGUCAGAGACAGGGGUUUGUAGGUUAUCUCCGUGAUCUACCUCUCCCUGAUGCCAGUUGUGCCUCCCAGCACCUGCUGUUGUUCAUCUCUGCUCUGAUCCCCAAAGCCCUGGCAUCCUUACUCACCUCCUUCACCCUGGUUCUGAGUGGCGCAGGCAAGAAGGAAAUUAGGAAUCGUGCGAGGGCAGACCCGGAUUACCUUUACUACGUCCUCCUGGAAGUACAGAGACUUUGGCCUCCGUUCAUUGGUGGAAGGAGAAUAGCCAAUCAAGACACUACUCUGGGAGGCUUCCACAUUCCCAAGGCUUACGCUGCCAUGUAUAUCAGCCACGCCAUCCACCGCGACCCGGAAGUGUUCCACCAGCCAGAGGACUUCCUGCCAGAGAGGUGGUGUGGAAGAAACGCAGGACAGGAGCACCUCCUCUGCAGCCUAGGCAACGGCCCCAGGAACUGCAUCGGAGUCCAGCUGAACAACGUCUUUCUCAAGGCAGCGUGUGGGUACCUGCUACAGCACUAUGAUUGGGACCUGAGCCCCUACUCACAGGACCUCCAGUACAAAUGGUUGCCUGUGUCCCGGCCCACUGUCCCUCCAAUGGUGAGCUUCACUGAGCUGGAGCUGGAGAGCAGUGCCACAGACCUGCCUGAUGGUCCACCCUAAAGACCAAAGCAUGGACACUGAGAGGCAGGUGGAUAGGACGAGGAGAGGCCCCGUUGUAGCAGUGGUCCUAAUGGUCUCUCAAGGACACCAGUAUGUGCAGAUCUUAUUUAUUACCCGUCACUCGAUCUUCCUGAUUUAAAGAUAAUGUUGAUAUGGAUCACUGUUCACAUCUUGAUACUGUAUAUUGUCCAACUGUGUCAUACAGUUGAAGUCGGAAGUUUACAUAGUCAAAUACAUUUAAACUCAGUUUUUCACAAUUCCUGACAUUUAAUCUGAGUAAAAAUUCCCGUCACCACUUUAUUUUAAGAAUGUGAAAUGUCAGAAAAAUAGUAGAGAGAAUUUUUUAUUUCAGCUUUUAUUUCUUCCACACAUUCCCGGUGGGUCAGAAGUUUACAUACACUCAAUUAGUAUUUGGUAGCAUUGCCUUUAAAUUGUUUAACUUGGGUGAAUCAUUUCGGGUAGCCUUCCACAAGCUUCCCACAAUAAGUUGGGUGAAUUUUGGCCCUCCUGAGCUGGUGUAACUGAGUCAGGUUUGUAGGCCUCCUUGCUCGCACAUGCUUUUUCAGUUCUGCCCACACAUUUUAUAUAGGUUUGAGGUCAGGGCUUUGUGAUGACCACUCCAAUACCUUGACUUUGUUGUCCUUAAGUCAUUUUGCCACAACUUUGGAAGUAUGCUUGAGGUCAUUGUCCAUUUGGAAGACCCAUUUGCGACCAAGCUUUAACUGAUGUCUUGAGAUGUUGGUUCAAUAUAUUCACAUAAUUUUCCAUCCUCAUUAUGCCAUCUAUUUUGUGAAGUGCACCAGUCCCUCCUGCAGCAAAGCACCCCCACAACAUGAUGCUGCCACCCCCGUGGUUCACGGUUGGGAUGGUGUUCUUCGGCUUGCAAGCCUCCCCCUUUUUCCUCCAAACAUAACGAUAGCCAUUAUGGCCAAACAGUUAUAUUUUUGUUUCAUCAGACCAGAGGACAUUUCUCCAGAGAGUACAAUCUUUGUCCCCAUGUGCAGUUGCAAACCGUAGUCUGGCUUUUUUAUAGCGGUUUUGGAGCAGUGGCUUCUUCCUUGCUGAGCGGCGUUUCAGGUUAUGUCGAUACAGGACUCGUUUUACUGUGGAUAUAGAUACUUUUGUACCUGUUUGUACCUGUUUCCUCCAGCAUCUUUGCUGCUGUUCUGGGAUUGAUCGCACCAAAUUACGUUCAUCUCUAGGAGACAGAACGUGUCUCCUUCCUGAGCGGUAUGACGGCUGAGUGGUCCCAUAUUGUUUGUACAAAUGAACGUGGCAUCUUCAGGCGUCUGUAAAUUGCUCCCCAGGAUUAACCAGACUUGUGGAAGUCUACAAUUUUAUUUCUGAGGUCUUGGCUGAGUUCUUUUGAUUUUCCCAUGAUGUCAAGCAAAGAGGCACUGAGUUUGAAGGUAUGCUGUGAAAUACAUCCACAGUUACACCUCCAAUUGACUCAAAUUAUGUCAAUUAGCCUAUCAGAAGCUUCUAAAGCCAUGACAUAAUUUUCUGGAAUUUUCCAAGCUCUUUAAAGGCACAGUCAACUUAGUGUAUGUAAACCUGCUUUGAUGCACCUGUACUGACCUCGCCUUCUGGAUGAUAGCGGGGUGAACAGGCAGUGGCUCGGGUGGUUGUUGUCCUUGAUGAUCUUUAUGGCCUUCCUGUGUAGGUGUAGGUGUCCUGGAGGGCAGGUAGUUUGCCCCUGGUGAUGCGUUGUGCAGACAUCACUACCCUCGUGGUUGUGGGCGGAGCAGUUGCUGUACCAGGUGCAUCUGUAGAAGUUUGUGAGUGCUUUUGGUGAGAAGCUGAAUUUCUUCAGCCUCCUGAGGUUGAAGAGGCGCUUCUGCGCCUUCUUCACAACACUGUCUGUGUUGGUGGACCAAUACAGUUUGUCUGUGAUGUGUACACCGAGGAAUUUAAAACGUACUACCCUCUCCACUACUGUCCCAUCGACGUGGAUAGGGGGUGCUCCCUCUGCUGUUUCCUGAAGUCCACAAUCAUCUCCUUAGUUUUGUUGACGUUGAGUGUGAGGUUAUUUUCCUGACACCACACUCCGAGGGCCCUCACCUCCUCCCUGUAGGCCGUCUCGUCGUUGUUGGUAAUCAAGCCUACCACUGUAGUGUCGUCCACAAUCUUGAUGAUUGAGUUCGAGGCGUGCAUGGCCACGCAGUCGUGGGUGAACAGGGAGUACAGGAGAUGGCUCAGAACGCACCCUUGUGGGGCCACAGUGUUGAGGAUCAGCGGGGUGGAGAUGUUGUUACCUACCCUCACCACCUGGGGUCAGCGGGGGCAGUACCCAGUUGCACAAGGCGGGGUCGAGACCCUGGCUUGGAGGGUACUAUGGUGUUAAAUGCUGAGCUGUAGUCGAUGAACAGCAUUCUCACAUAGGUAUGCCUCUUGUCCAGAUGGGUUAGGGCAGUGUGCUGUGUGGUUGAUAUUGCAUCGUCUGUGGACCUAUUUCGGCGGUAAGCAAAUUGGAGUGGGUAUAAGGUGUCAGGUAGGGUGGAGUUGAUAUGGUCCUUGACUAGUCUCUCAAAGCACUUCAUGAUGUCAGUCGUUUAGCUCAGUUACCUUAGCUUUUUUGGGAACAGGGACAAUGGUGGCCCUCUUGAAGCAUGUGGGAACAGCAGACUGGGAUAAGGAUGAUUGAAUAUGUCCUUAAACACACCAGCCAGCUGGUCUGCGCAUGCUCUGAGGACGCGGCUGGGGAUGCCGUCUGGGCCUGCAGCCCUGCGAGGGUUAACACGUUUAAAUGUUUUCUCAUGUCGGCUGCAGUGAAGGAGAGUCCACAUGUUUUGGUUGCGGGCCGUGUCAGUGGCACUGUAUUGUCCUCAAAGUGGGCAAGAAAGUGAUUUAAUCUGCCUGGGAGCAAGACAUCCUGGUCCGUAAUGGGGCUGGUUUUCUUUUUGUAAUCCGUGAUUGACUGUGGACCCUGCCACAUACCUCUUGUGUCUGAGACGUUGAAUUGCGACUCUACUUUGUUUCUAUACUGAUGCUUAGCUUGUUUGAUUGCCUUGCGGAGGGAAUAGCUACACUGUUUGUAUUCGGUCAUGUUUCCGGUCACCUUGCCCUGGUUAAAAGCAGUGGUUCGCGCUUUCAGUUUCACACGAAUGCUGCCAUCAAUCCACUGUUUCUGGUUUGGGAAUGUUUUAAUCGUUGCUAUGGGAACGACAUCUUCAAUGCACUUUCUAAUGAACUCUCUCACCGAAUCAGCGUAUUCGUCAAUGUUGUUGUUGGACGCAGUGCGGAACAUAUCCCAGUCCACGCGAUGGAAGCAAUCUUGGAGCCUGGAAUCAGAUUGGUCGGACCAGCAUUGAACAGACCUGAGCGCGGGAGCAUCUUGUUUUGGCUUCUGUCUGGGAGCAACAAAAUUGAGUCGUGGUCAGCUUUUCCCGAAAGGAGGGCGGGGUAGGGCCUUAUAUGCGUCGCAGAAGUUAGAAUGGCAAGGAUCCAAGGUUUUACCAGCCCUGGUUGCACAAUCGAUAAGUGAAAUAAUCUGUCUGUAAACAAUUGUUGGAAAAGUUACUUGUGUCAUGCACAAAGUAGAUUUCCUAACCGACUUGGAAAAAGUAUAGUUUGUUAACAAGAAAUUUGUGGAGUGGUUGAAAAACUAGUUUUAAUGACUCCAACCUAAGUGUAUGUAAACUAGUUUUAAUGACUCCAACCUAAGUGUAUGUAAACUUCCUACUUGAACUGUAUCUCUGUUCUUGAGUCCGCCUCGUAGGGGACUGUUUCCUGACUACUGCCGAGGUGUGGUGGUCUUUCUAGUGCUUUUAGCUGCCGAAGCAUCACCCAGGCAGAGCCUGCUUCAGGCAUAAGUUACAUAAGCUGUCACUUAGGGCCCCUGGCCACUAGGAGGCCCCUGACCUCAAUUAGCCAUGUCAGCUAACACUUUUUAUAUUGGUAAGUUAGUUUAGCGAGUUUUCUAAACUAGUAGUAGGCUAAUCAUGGCCGAAUACUGACUGGGAAAGCAGGGCACAUGCCCAGUGGCCUUGACUUCCAUUGGGCCCCCAUUGAUUGAUCUCUGAAGCUAAAUUAGUAGAAUUGCAUGAAAUUUGUUAUAAAAUAUUUAAAAUGUCUCUCCAAGCCCCAUGGCAAAAUGUGUAGAACUGCAGGAAGAGAGGGGGAACACAAUUAUUUUUAUGCAGGCUUGGUGGGGCGGCCCCGCCACCCAAAUCUCGAUUAGGGCCCCCAAAAGGCUAGAUCUGGCCCUGUACCCAAGUAUGUGCUACACUUCAGAAGCACACAGCUACCCAAUGAAGAGCUCCGGGCAUGUCUAAAUAACUGUCGCUGCUCCCUCUGUGUCAUCUGAGCUUUCUCCGCUAAAUCUACUGCCCAGCCUUUCUGAACUUCCUGGCUGAACAACACAUUAUCAUCUGAAGCUGUGGAAGAACAUCGCCCAAGACCUACCAGAUAAUUUGUUUUGUUUGUUUUUUAUUCAUCUUUGAGAUUCUCUUUGUAAUGAAAAGCACUAUAUAAAAUAAAUUAUGCUGAUUUUUUUACUUUUAUUUAUUGUCAAGUUGCUGCAAAUGAUUGCAAUAUAGGUACAUACUGCAGCCUACAUUAGAUGAUGUUGCCCUAUUUUAAGAUUGUUGUAUAUAUGUGUGUUUAUUUAACCUUGGGAAAAACCUACUGUAUCACACUUUGGAUGCUUUAGGACUGUCUCUAUCACUGCACCGUUAGCCUGUCAUAUGACAGGGGUUUUAAGAAGUCAAGAAGAAGUCAAGGAAUGCCCUCAGAUUUCAGCAUUGCACCAAGGGCUGCUGAAAUGUUCCCCCUCUCACUCUCACUUAGCAACCAGAAGUGCUUAGCAACGGUUUGUCCUUAGCUACUCAGAGGAACCUAGCCCAUGUUAUUGUCUGGCUGCUUAUUAUCAUGCAGCUCUCACCCUCACACAGACAUACAUCUUCACAUUAAACCUUUUGUUUAAUAUAUCGGAGGGAACGGAAAUAUCUUAUGAAUGGCAAUGAAGUGCAAGCUGUUUUAGGUGAAUGUGAAUAUGUCAAUGGAUAUCUCAUAAUGUACAUGUUUUCUGAUGUAUUUUUUCUGUUCAAUAGUUACUCUGAAAUGAUAGCCAUUCUAGACUACUCUUAAAGGUUAAAUAUUAGCACUGUAUAAUAUAUUUGAAUCCAUCUUUAUUAAAGAUUAUGAUAAACUGUGAAAAGAUGAUUAUGUAUCUGAUCAUUACGAUAGUAGUUGAGCUAUUUUUUCAUUAGACAGAUUGUGAUAAUAUAAAUCAUAACUUAUUUCUUCAGGUCAUGUAAUAUCCUCUGUAUUACCUGGAAACACAAUUCCAUCAGAUGUCAUACUUUAAAAAAAAUGUAAUGUUCAUUUUAAAAGUUCUAUCAAAUUUUUAUUAUGCAUUUACUAUGUACUGAUAUUUUGUAGGUAAUAAUGUUUCCACUCUGGUUUUCUGUCAAUCACAAGUAGUAAAUCCCUAAGAAUGCAAUCUA
This is a messenger RNA of Oncorhynchus keta (chum salmon), 7076 nucleotides long. Its product is annotated as putative cytochrome P450 120. Gene Ontology annotation, molecular function: heme binding; monooxygenase activity; iron ion binding. The coding region runs from base 334 to 1629 and encodes 431 amino acids. The record is from RefSeq and is a predicted model, not a curated record. Gene Ontology annotation, biological process: sterol metabolic process. Lineage: Eukaryota; Metazoa; Chordata; Actinopteri; Salmoniformes; Salmonidae. The transcript has 11 exons.